GGCGACCCAGACGAGAGCAUGUUCAGGGACUUGACUUUCGACGAGGUGCUGGAAGACCUCAAUGCGAGGUUUCUUGUCAAUCUGCCUCAAGAGGAGAAGUCGCUCGUCCGGAUUUAUUGGCAAGCGGAGCAGGCUCAUUGGUUCUAUGAGGACUACCUUCGACCGCUCAACCCCAAUCUACCCUCAAUGGGUCAGAAACAAUUCACCCAACUCAUCAUAUCCACCUCGCCCCUCUUCUCAACGCUCGCCGGUCCGAACGGGAUAGAUUACGCGGGCGGUUGGACGGACUAUAUGAACUAUAAGAGCAUGGUGCCGUGCUGUGGAGGGAUUCUGCUGAACGAGGCAGGAGACAAGUGUCUCGUAGUGAGGGGCUUCAAGUCGAAUGCUGGAUGGUCUUUCCCACGAGGGAAGAUCAACAUCAACGAGCCGCCAGUGGAGUGUGCUAUUCGAGAAGUUGAGGAAGAGAUUGGCUAUGAUCUUCGAGGGAGCAUCAAUGAGCAGGACCAGAUCCAGACGCACAUCAAUUCGCAGCAUGUCACCAUGUUCAUCGUGCCAGGAGUACCGGAGGCCACCCUUUUUGAAGCGCAAACGAGGAAUGAGAUUGGGGCGAUCGAGUGGGUCAGGUUGGCGGAUCUGCCUACGUGGACUGGCAAGAAGCCAAAGAAGACACCGGGAGUCAAGGAGAAGAAGUUCUAUAACGUGACGCCGUUUGUCGGACCCCUGAAGAAGUGGCUCUUCCAACAUGGCUACAACCCAAAUCCCUCGAGCAAGAAGAAGCAACCCUCUUCCCGUCCCCCUCCCGCCCCGCAGAACAGCCAGCGCAGUCUCCAACCCUUCUACGACGGGUCCUCCGCCAUACCUCUGGGCGAGGCACUCCAGCCUGACGCUGAGCCACAGCAUGUUCGCGGUACGAGCGCCCUCGAUUCCCUCUUCGACCGCUUCAUCAACAAGCAGGAGGAGGAUCUGCUAUCGAGCACCGCGGAGGCUGUCACGGGUCCAGAUCAGAAGGAGGGCCUCAAGCGGCUAUUCGGGAACCUGAAUGUGCUGGAUUCGCAGCGGGCGGCGGAGGAGGUGGUGCGCCAGAAGAAAGAAGAAGAGGAGGAUCUGGCGGCUUUGCUGGGUGGGGUGGUGAUUCAGCCGGCUGCACCGCCGGCGAGCGAGAAGCAGAACCGGCUGCUAUCGUUGCUCAAACCCGCCACUGUGCCUGCUCCGAGCAUUGCGGCUGCUCCCCCAGUCCCUCGCGAACCGGCUCCAGCGGCAGCACAGGUACCGGCUCCCGCUCCCGCCCCCGCGCCUAUGAUGAAGCCUCAUCAGGCUUCUUUGCUAUCUAUGCUCUCCCCAGCUGCUCGAUCUGCCACCGUCGGCCAGUCUUCCGCUCCUCCGCAGCCUUCGUCCGGCUACAAUACCCACCAGGAGUCGGCUGGAUCGACAGCCAAGCCCAUAUCACUACCCACCAGUCCGCGCCCGCCCAGCGCAGACGAGCGCGAGGCGGAACGGCGGGACAAGCAACGCAAGUUGCUCGAAAUGACGAUUGCGGGUAUGGGCCUCGACUCUACCGCGCCGUCAAGCAGCCACGCUGCCGGCGGAGGGACGGAUGAUAAUAUAUCUCCCUCGGCUCAGCAAGGCGUUUACUCCAACCGGCCUACUCCGCCUUCCCACCCAAAUAACCCGGGCUACCCACAUGCCUACCACCCACCCCCUAAUCCCCCUUAUCCGCAGCAUCUACCGUAUCCCCCGCAACCUGGCUCGAACUAUCGGCCGCCCCUACCGCCUCAUUCGCAACAGCCGGGAUACAACCAGCAGCCCGGCUACAAUCAUCAGCCGGGGCAACAGCCGGGAUACAAUCACCCUCCGCCAGUCCAUCAUCCAGUGUAUCAGCACCAGCAGGCGCAUGGAUCGGGCGGAUAUGCUCAGAUGGUUAAUGGGCAGUCCAACCAUACGGGCAGCCAUCCUGGACAGCAGGGUCGCCAGCCGGGUCCCAACUCUGCUCCGGACCAG
Messenger RNA from Dioszegia hungarica, 1998 nucleotides. RefSeq names its product Dcp2, box A domain-containing protein. The transcript has 8 exons. Gene Ontology annotation, molecular function: manganese ion binding; 5'-(N(7)-methylguanosine 5'-triphospho)-[mRNA] hydrolase activity; RNA binding. The annotation marks the transcript as partial. The record is from RefSeq and is a predicted model, not a curated record. Gene Ontology annotation, cellular component: P-body; cytoplasm. Gene Ontology annotation, biological process: deadenylation-dependent decapping of nuclear-transcribed mRNA; nuclear-transcribed mRNA catabolic process, nonsense-mediated decay. Lineage: Eukaryota; Fungi; Basidiomycota; Tremellomycetes; Tremellales; Bulleribasidiaceae.